Cladocopium goreaui is the source of this 1856-nucleotide messenger RNA. The record is from the annotation of a GenBank genome assembly. Lineage: Eukaryota; Dinophyceae; Suessiales; Symbiodiniaceae.
AUGAUAUGCCAUGGGAGCAACGUAUUUCCUCAGGAGACCCUUCGCGUCACGAUUUGUUCGGCGCGUAAUCUGCGGGACGCCGAUUGGUUGCCCGGCUCCAAGGGAUCGGAUCCCUUCUGCGAGGUCAUUGUAGAUGGAAAGGUGAUCUUCAAGACCGAGGUGGUCGAGGCUGUGCGGAGCCGGGUUGGAGUUGAGGAUGUGGAUCGCUUGGGGAGGCAGAUCCAGUACAACUCAUCGGACCCUGUUUGGGAUGCCACAACGGAGCUCUUGGUGGCUGCGACCGAUGUCUUGGAGUUCAAAAUCAGUGACUACGAUGAAAUUGGGAAAGCUGACUUGCUGGGCCGUGUUUCCAUCUCAUCAGCCCGUCUCUUGAAGGGCUUUGAUGAAGAGAUUAAGUUGGAAGAGGCAGGAAAGCGGCGCGAGGCUUUUCUGAAGCUGAAGGUCGAGGCUAAGGCCAUCCAGACCCCUGCGCCAAGUGUGGAGAUUCCCACGAAAUCGUCGCCGGACAAGGAGAAGUUGAAGUCGCUGAGACGGGAGUCCAUUCAGAGCGGCCUCACCAUACGGGAGGUAAGGCAACUCAGUGUGUCCGAAUUGGAGAGAUGGUUGGAGGAGGAGCGGCUCCGACGUCAGCGGCGGGAGACCCGGCGAGAUGCUGAACGCCGUGGCCGGAGCGAACACAUCGAAGAAGAGGAGGGCCAUUGGUGGACUCCGGGAGAUAAUCGAGAGUGUCCAAAGUGUGGCACGGAGCAGCCACAGACCUCCAAGUUCUGCAGUGAGUGUGGCGCUCCCUGGAACUGGCAGCCUGACGUCCCUGCGAUCCCGGUGCCAGCGCAGAGGCGGCAGAGGGUGCUGGUCCCACAGGUGCAAUCUCCAUUGCUUGCGGAUGAACUUGUUGUGGCCAGCGAUGAACUGCCGGAACUGCCAGCAGACUGGGCUGACACGUUGGACAGCCCUGGUCCAGCGAAGUACGAGGCCAUGCCUGCUGCGUCUGUGGCGGAGCUUUGGAUAGAUCGAGAGGGUGCAGAGUUACGUGGCCUGCAAAAUGAGGACACGGAUCGCCGGAUGCUUCAGUUGCUGGAAGGCCCAUACGCGAAUUUGCCCAAAACAGCUGCACCAAGGGUUGACCCUUGGCAGUCCCGUGUUGCGAGCUAUGGAGUCGAACCAGAAGUUGCAGGUGAAGGGCAGCAAUCGUGGUGGCAGAAGACCGGAUUGGCAGGUCCAGGAGCAGCACCCAGCGGUUCCAGCAGCGGGCGCAGCGGGCGUUGGGCCGUGUCCAUGGCGCACACGGUGACCAACUCGCCAGUGCAUUUCGGGAUCGAGGCCUUCCGGCGCUUCCUGCGGGUGGAGACGGAGCCAAGACUGCAGUGGCUGGCAGAGGAGAUGAUGCACGUGGAGAUGCCCGAAGGCAUGUAUCCAAUCGAUCCGCUUUCUGUGGAGUGCCGCACCCUUGACAGCCAUAGCAGAUGCCCAAAUCCUCCUCCAGCCUUAGCUUUCGUGCAAGUGUCCAAGAUCACAGGCUGUUUGGAUGAUGACGUCGAACUUUUCUUUGAGCAUCCGUACCAGGAGGCUUUCGACUAUGCAGCCGCAGCGCAGAUGUUGGCUGAGCGGUCUGCACAGCCAGUGCAAUUGCUUGAAGUUGCUGAAGCAGCCUGGACCCAGAAGUAUGGCCAGGCCUUGACGAAUUGGGAAGAGGAUCUGCAGCUAGGUGGCUUUAUUCAUCGGGUGUCCGGACAUCAUUCGGAGAAGGAUCCUCGCUCGCGCUUGUUGCGGGAAAUGCAGUUGGGCUGCUUUUUGCUGGCAAGAGUACGAGUGCAGCUCACCGCCGAUGCUGCUUAGACUGCUGUGUGCCAAGUGGC